Molecule: messenger RNA, 6237 nt
Organism: Drosophila serrata
Lineage: Eukaryota; Metazoa; Arthropoda; Insecta; Diptera; Drosophilidae
Gene: Atg2
Product: Autophagy-related 2
Biological process (GO): glycophagy; reticulophagy; autophagy of peroxisome
Cellular component (GO): phagophore; phagophore assembly site
Molecular function (GO): protein-membrane adaptor activity; phosphatidylinositol-3-phosphate binding
Source: RefSeq, a predicted model, not a curated record
ACUUGCAACUGCGCUUUAUUUAUUCAUUAUUUUCAUUAUUUUGCAAAAAUAAUGCACAUUUAUCGGUGCCAGCAGCCGUCUCUAAGCAAAGAGAACCAUAGAAAAAAACAAUAACAAAGGUCUGGUGUUGUUAUUGUUGUUGCUGCUGCUGCUGCCCUCGCUGGAGAAAUAAAGUAAAACGCACAAAGCGGAAAAGCGGAAAACCUUGGGAUUCAGAUAAGAGCGACUUACAAUGUCGUGGUUCAAUCCCUGGGAUGGACUCAAGACCAAGAUGUGUCGCUACCUCCUGCAGAGGUAUUUGGGCCAGUUUUUUGAGAAUAACUUGAACUUGGAGCAGCUGAAGGUUGAUCUCUACAAUGGCAAGGCGGUGGUGGAGGAUAUAUUCCUAAAAGUGGACGCUUUCAAUGAUCUCUUCGAGGAUCAGGGCUGGGCCUUUGAGGUGGUAUCAGGUCACAUUGGCUGCCUGACCGUGGUCGUGCCCUGGAAUGCGCUGAUGACCAAUGACAGCAGCCUGGAGAUCUCCAACUUGACGAUAACCCUGCGGCCUGUUACGCGGCAUCAGAGCGGCACCACGAUGCUGGAAUCGAUGUGGUCGUCCGUUAGCAGUUCCAUGCAAAUGGCAGAGGAGUGUAUGAAGCAGGUGGACGACGAUGUGCCCUUCCUUAAUCACAAUAACGCCCUGAUUGGGCUGGAGAAGUUCGCGGAGACCAUUGACAAUGUGCUGAAUCGCAUCCGCGCCAAGCUGACGAACACAACACUGAAUAUUGAGUAUCUGCUGCCUCGAUCGGACCGGAAACUGGUGCUUUCCGUCCAGGCCAGCCAUGUGGAGUACAAAAACAAGACUGGCUACGAGAUGAUGUCCAUGUCCACGUCCCAAAACACCGAUACAGAGACGGAUGCCCAUGAGGAGGAUCCCAAUGGUAGCUUUAAUGCCCUGCCCAUGAUAGCCAAGCACAAUUUGGUGAUAGAGGGACUGAGUCUGCAUACCUCCGAGGUUCUGGAUGUAUUUCUGCCCACUCCCUACGAGCAGCUAUGCAAGAUCGUGGAGCUCAAGGGCGCCCAAAACAUACAGAUCAAUAUCAAGCAGACGGAGAACAUAGUGGGGCCCAAGGUGAGCCUUGAACUCAGUCUGGACGACAUCUACUUUAUGCUCACGCCCCGGCAAAUACAUUUGCUCAUCGAGCUAUCCAAGGGCUUCAACAGCGGUGGCCAGCAGGAGCGACCAAAGAAGGGACGCAGCCUGAAGUCAGCGCCGCCCAGUGAGUACCAACCGCACCAGCAGCAGCAGCCCACAAGGAUGACGGGAAUACUCGGCCAGAAUGCGGACUGGUCCACAGGUCUUAGCGAACCAGAACCUUCGGAAUACUCCGGCGGCUUUGCCCCCCGCAGCGUUUAUGCGCGAAGUAGAAAAAUGAGUGAGUCUACCAAUAGCAUGCUCACAUCCUGCACAAAUACGCUGCAGCAGGAGCUGGGCUACACGGAGAAGUCCGGUGAGAUACUCAAGUUCAAGGUGCAGAUCUCCAAGCUGUAUGGCGUGGCACUACACAAUGAUAUUCUCGUCCAGAAUACGGCCCAUAUUGAUAGCUGCAGCACGGUCUUUGAUCAGACGAGUUACCUUCGAUAUUCGGAUACUGCCAGUGUUUUCUUUCAGGGCGCACUCCUCGCUAAUCACCUGCCCCUGGAGAAGCAGCACUAUCUCCUGUUGCGCGCCGCUCCGAUCAUAGUGAGUGGCAGCCAGCAGCGCUACUUUCAGGAGCUCACAUCGAGAACGACUCUGUCGGCGACAGCGGUGGAUCUCUGCGAGGUUCUGGACAAUGCCCGUGAGCACCUGCUGCUGUUCGAUCGCCAGCGAAACUGCCCGGAUGGCUAUCACAUCCGACCCGAGAUUGUGAUCACUCAGAGCUCCUCGUUUAUGUUUAAGCAAAACCAUAAUCGAUGCACCAACAAAAUCGAAUGCAUUCUGGACGAAUGUACUGCGGAAUUGGAUGUAUCCAUUUACGAUCGACUGGGUGCCCUCUUUGGCUGUUCUCCCUUCGUCCGGGAUUCCGAUGAAGUUCCUCCGGCAGAUGCCUAUCCCGAUCCGGAUCCCAGCCAAACGGAGCUGAGUGUAAAAUGUGAGAACCUGCGACUGCAGCUGCGUUUCCCAGUGGUAGACGGCAGGGCGGCCAAUGAUCCGCAGAAGAUUCCCUGGUGGCAGAAGAAUGUGCGUCAGGACUUUCUCGCUUUGGAGUUUCGCGUCCUGGUGGUCAGCUUCAGGUCUCAGAUUAGCAUUGCUUCGGAUGAACUGGACGCGUAUUACUGUGAUGCGGACAAGCAGAGUGCCGUGCAUUUGCUCCGAUGCCAGCAGACGAACAAGAAGAUUCAAAUCGAUGUGCUCCAGUUCAAGGAGAGCAGUGAUGGCCGGGCAAAGAAGCCAACGCGGAAGUCGCCCUUCAGCUCAAAGUGUACCUUCGGCUAUACGUCACACGUCGAGGGAUUGGACAGUAGUUUUGAUAAAACAGAUUCCCUUUUGCCCGGCGACACGGAGGAGAUCAACGAAUUCUGCGAUAGCUGCACCCAGUCCUCCAAGCUGAAGAUCUUCGCCUUUAUUCCGCUGGUCAAGGUGGUGCUGGAAUCCAAGGGUAUGUAUGAAUUGAUAUACAAUCGACUGAAUGGCGAUCUCUUUAUGUGGGAGCCCCGUUCGCCGCACUACGAAAGCAAUCUGGAGGGGGAACCGAGAGAAUCCAAUCACCUGGCGGCUGAGCCGCAACUGGAGGAAUUCCGGCGGAACCAACUCCUAAGUACGAGCACCAUGGAGAGCAGCAUUUACUUUUCAAUGGCGGAGACGACGCUGCCGGGUUCUGGUCCUUCUCCCCCGACUCCUGUAGCUAAGGUUCCCAAUGAAGCCUUCUCCUUCGAGCUGUUUGUGGAGGAGGGAUCUCUGAUCCUAUUCUCUCACUUCCUGGAUCCCGAGACUAAUCAGCGGGCCAAGGAGUGCGGCAAGUUCCAGGUGAAUCUCAAGGAACUGCGUCUCUUCACCGUCAAUGGCCUGGAUAACGAUGCGAAUAGAAGCUUCUUUUGCAUCCAGCUGGGCGAGAUUGAGGCUCUGCAUUGUGGCAACACUCAGCAAGAUUUGGUGUUAGCUUGGAGUGAUGUACCGGACAAGAACCUUCUACCCACCAUCCACAAUUUCCCAAAGUCUCAGCAGGAAGCAGGGGACAGGAGGAGACUGGAGGUUCUAUCGGUUGUGGCAGAGAUCAAGAAGCAACCGGAGCAGCGGAUAAAGCGCAUGAAGAUGUCAUUUGGCAUCACGGGAGCCAUCCUGCAGCAUCACUCGUGCCACUCGGAGCACAGUUGGCUGAAUCAACUCAUGGACUUCAUGGACGUGGCUGAUUUUCCCAUCGAGGAGUACGAGCCGUUUGCCCUGGUCUCCGAGCUGCAGCUGCAUGUGUGGAAUGCCGGCAUCGACUACCGCCCCAGAUUUUUCCCCCAACGUGCGUUCCUGGACCUGGGCUACUGCACAUUGAGCAGCAACAUUAUAUCCUCCAUGAGCGGCUGUACUCUGCGGCUCCUGGCCGAGGAUUGUGUACUCCAGUUGGGCUGGGCCAAGGCGCCUCAAGACGCUCUGAUCCCCGUGCUUAAUCUUGGCCUACUUAACAUAUCCUUCAGGUUGAACGACGAGGGCAAGGGGCAGCCACGCGUGGAUCUUCGCUCCUCCAUUCACGACAUGCACCUGAAGACCUGCUACGACUCGGCGUCGGCUCUGGCUCAGCUUAUAGCUUAUGUGGCCAACGACAGGGACCUGACACCACCGCCCGAGGAACCCGUUCUGAAUGAGGACGCUGCACACACUGAGCCCAAGUCGUUUGAAGAUCAGGAGGUUAGCGAUCAAACCCAAAACCAUGUGAACAAACUAAUGGCCGAUGCCGUAAUGGAUGUAAAGUGCUCGCCUAAUCCCAAGGCCACCAAGUCACCAGGAGGGCGAGAGGAAGGCAUCGAGAUCUUCUACUUUCCGGAUGAGCCCAAGGAGAAGAGAAAAUCAACGCCUGUGAAGCCGCAGAGUAAAUCCCUGAUGGUGGAGAGUCCAUCGGUGAUUGGCGACAUCCUUGACUUUGAGUCGAACGUGAUCUUGCAGUCCUACUACGAACAGAGUCAGGUCCAGCAGCCGCAGACUGGUCUAGGUACCGAGGUGCAGCUGGAGCUGGGAUCACUGUGUAACGGAUCCUUAAUGGAGGAACGCGACUUCGAUAUAAUCCACGACAAGGAGAUCUCGGGCAUGGACAAGUUCGGUGUCAAGCAGAUCUACGUCUCCGAGGAGCCGCUCCAGAUUGUUGACAAUCACUUCUGCCUGCCUCACGAAAAGGUGGAUCUGCUGAGACCUCCGGCCAACUUCCCGGUGGCCGAGAGCAGUUAUACCCUCUGCGAAAUGACCUUCACGUGGCAUCUUUAUGGCGGACAGGAUUUCCCCGAUGAAUCGCCAAAGAAGUCCGCUCCCGCCGCCUCCAGUGGCUUUGGCAUGUCGGAUACGUACAAGUAUGGCGUGUCCCAGGCACAGGAUCAAGAGAAACCGGAGCGAAAGGGCUCGAGGAGGGGUUUGCCCAAAGAACCCAAGGGCUCCAACCGCAAUCUGGAAGUUCUGGUGGAGAUCCAGCUGUCGAAGAUUCGCUUUUCCUACGAAACCUAUCCCCUGACAUCCAUUUAUUCGUCGCGUCAAGUGCUCCUGGUAUCGGAAAUCGAAAUCAGGGAUCGGCUGCGCUCCUCGGACAUUAACAAGUUUCUCUACCAUCCCGCUGGCAACAAUUUGUCCCACAAACCGGACGAGAAUAUGGUGAUAGUGAAGGCUCUGAAUGUGCGUCCCAAUCCGCAGAAGAGCAGCGCCGAGGAGUGUUCCCUGCGCGUUUCCAUUCUGCCCAUCAAACUAAACAUCGACCAGGAUACUCUUCUAUUCCUCGAGGACUUCUUUUCGGGCAUGUUCCGGAAUUCUAGCAGCAGCAGCAGCUCCUCCAGCAAAGCGGCGGGCAGUGCCUCCUCCAAUUCAACAGACAUGCCAGUGAUGUCGGUUAGUAAGCUACCGGAUGAUCUAUCCGACGAGCUGCCCGCCGAGUCCGAAGUCAAGGAGAUGGUCGAGCGGAAUCUGAAUGUGUUGAUUGAGGAGAACAGCCUGGACACGGAGUUGGAGGAGGAUCCGGCCACCACUUCGCCUGUGUUCUUCCGCGAGGUGAUCUUCAGUCCGGCGCUGCCCAUUUGCUUCGAUUACCAUGGUAGACGGAUCGAAUUGUCGCGCGGACCUGUCACCGGACUCAUUAUGGGAUUGGCUCAGCUCCAGGGAUCUGGCAUCUGCCUGCGUGAGAUCGUCAAUCGUCGAGGCAUCCUCGGCUGGAAUAAACUGUGCGAAUUUCUGGCCAAGGAGUGGCUGAAGGACAUCAAACGUAACCAGCUGCCCAACAUCCUGAGCGGCAUAGGACCCACAAAUGCGGUCCUGCAGCUCUUCCAGGGCGUCUACGACCUCUUCCGGCUUCCUAUCGAGCAGUACAACAAGGAUGGCCGGAUUAUUCGAGGUUUCCAGCUGGGCGCACAGAGUUUCACAGCUCGCACAGCUCUGGCUGCCUUGGAGAUCACCUCCAGGAUCAUACAUUUGCUGCAAUUUACGGCGGAGACUACUUUCGAUAUGCUCUCGGCGGGGCCAUCCCUGAAGAAGCGAAAGGGCGGACGGAAUGGAGGAAAGAGACGACGCCAGGGACGACCCAAGGAUCUGCGAGAGGGCGUGGCCAAUGCCUACACCAUAGUGAGAGAGGGCAUCAACGAAUCGGCCAACACACUCAUCGAAGCGGCGAUCACGGAGCACGACCAGAAGGGUUACAGCGGAGCUGUGGGCGCCGUAGUACGCCAAAUCCCUCAGCUCGUCGUCUGCCCCGCGGUGCUGGCCACCCAAGCCACCACCAAUAUUCUGGGCGGUGCCAAGAGCUCGCUGGUGCCGGAGGCCAAGCUGGAGGCCCGUGACAAGUGGAAGCAGGAGAUCCACUAAAAGGAAGUUAGGUUUACGAUAGCUAUAGUUCACACGGGGCUUACAACACAAUAAUGUAAUGUUUUCUAUUGUUUUACUAACAAUAUUUUACAAAAUAAUGUAAUGUAUAUAAGAGGAGCUGCGAGAGCAAGCACAAGGCGGGACGAGGAAUGCCAAGUGAUGAUGAUUCCGGAAUGGGUGUGAUUCAACUUAUCCUUUUUAUUAAGCCAUAUUUACAUGAAAGUUAUAUUUUU